AUGACAAAAUCUCUUCAACCUCUCCUCUUCUAUUGGUAUUUUCAGUGUUUUUUUUCAUUCAUUCAUUCCUUUUAUCCGUCUCUCUCUCUUUUCGUCACUCGUGGUAUUAUGCAGUUUCAAGCGCAGAUGAGUAAGCGUACACAGAGAUGCCGCAAAACAUAUCACUUUCAGUCUAACGCCACGUAUCGCGAGCGGCAAAAAAGAGUGGCACUCCACAUCUGCACUUCCCCUACAUGCACCCCGAUACGCAACUAA
Trypanosoma brucei brucei TREU927 is the source of this 255-nucleotide messenger RNA. RefSeq lists its product as hypothetical. The coding region runs from base 1 to 255 and encodes 84 amino acids. The record is from RefSeq and is a predicted model, not a curated record. The transcript has a single exon. Lineage: Eukaryota; Euglenozoa; Kinetoplastea; Trypanosomatida; Trypanosomatidae.